AUGGCACAAUCCGGGUUCCUUGUACCAUCGAGGUACGUGGCAGAAGUCCCCACCGAAACGGACUUGAAUAUUGCCAGUAUUAUCUGGGGGUUUUCUCUCGCCUGCAGCUGCUUCACUUUUGCUAAAGCGUCACGCCAGACAUGGACUUCCAUGCGGCGGAUUAAAUCAGUUAACGCAUAUGUAAUCAUGAUUUGGGCUGAAUGGGUUGCCUGUCUUAUAAUUUCUGUGAUAAGCUGGUUGUUCCUUAGAGGCGUGAUUCCAAUCAGCUUCUGGUUUGCUUUCUCUCUUCUCUGCCUAUGGGUUGUCCAAAUUCAAUGUAUCAUGCAAAUAAUCAUCAACCGUAUUGCACUUCUCAUGGUCAAUCAACAGAAGGCAAGAACGAUCAAAUGGAUUGUAUUUCUGAUCAUAUCAGCCAUUAACAUUAGUGUCUUCUGUAUCUGGAUUCCGGCAAGACUACAGAUCAGCGACACGUAUGUUAGCGUCAACAACGUCUGGGAUAGGUGUGAGAAGGCUAUCAUCGCCGUAAUAGACAUGGGGCUCAACUUCUAUUUUAUUCACCUGAUCCGCGCGAAACUUAUCUCGAACGGUCUUACCAAAUACACUAGACUGUUUCAUUUCAACUUGGGCAUGAUAUGUAUCUCUCUGGCACUUGACGUCAUCCUCAUUGGUGUCAUGUCUCUUCCCAAUAGCGUUGUCUACGUUCAGUUUCACCCUCUCAUCUACCUUGUGAAGUUACACAUCGAGAUGAACAUCGCUGAUAUGAUCGCGCGGGUUGUGCGUGCUGCGAACCCACACCACACAGGAUCAUACGACAAAUCCAACUCGAGACGAUACGAGGGGGGGCACAAAAUGACAACUCUGGUUACAACACGACAUAACAACGCUUCGCAUGCUAAAGCUGACGAGGGUAAUGAAGAUCAGUAUCCUAUGGAUGGUAUCAAACGGACUAUCGAAACGCAGGUGGUACGUGAGCCCAAGGUACAAGACGACGACGACCAAAGCGAAUCCAGUUCCACACGUGAGCUGCAGAAGCAUUUUGCCAUUGUAUAA
Messenger RNA from Truncatella angustata, 1050 nucleotides. RefSeq lists its product as uncharacterized. The record is from RefSeq and is a predicted model, not a curated record. Bases 1 to 1050 code for a protein of 349 amino acids. NCBI's taxonomy places the organism in Eukaryota, Fungi, Ascomycota, Sordariomycetes, Amphisphaeriales, Sporocadaceae. The transcript has 4 exons.